AUGCCUACUCACGCACUGUCAACAGUAACUGGUGGUUGUGCGUCUGUCUUGAUGACCAAUGCUCUGCUGCGCGUUGCUGUCGUUUCCUCUGUACUGGUGGGUUCAUGGGGUUCGUUUUCGUCAGCAGCGAGAGGCCACGUGCACAGCCGUUCCAAAUGGUGCUGCCCACUGGAUGGCCUGCUGGAGCAUUUGUGGGACAGCCACGCCAGGGCAGUGGUGAACAUGGUAAUCCAGCUCGCCAUGGUGAUCACGUUCAUGGUGUGCAGUGCAACAGCUUUUCAGGCUGAACUGGUGAGCAGAGCGCCCUUUUCGCCGGGUGCCAGCCAAGGCAAUCGAAAGCCACAUGUUGUCCCCAUUGCACUUUUGGAUGGCAAGAGGCUGUUCCCCUUUUUGCAGCAUUGA
This is a messenger RNA of Ostreobium quekettii, 402 nucleotides long. The record is from the annotation of a GenBank genome assembly. Lineage: Eukaryota; Viridiplantae; Chlorophyta; Ulvophyceae; Bryopsidales; Ostreobiaceae.